GUUUUCUAUUGCAAGAUGUCCACAGGCGGUUGCCACGGCCAUCAGGGAGCUGCACGGUUGAGGGCUUCUCUCCCUCUGCUCCUAUACUGGGGGUCAACGACGAAGCGGCCGACUGCAAUUCGUUUGGGAUUUGCUGGGCAUUCUUCUUUUUUUUUUGUUCCGUUAUCGGCCAUUGUUUUGCUCCCAGUUGAUCCUCUUGCCAGACAGGCUGUUGCUUUCGCUAUCGUUUGUGGAAGCUGGCUGUGAGCCCUUCGAACCCCGACGCUUCAACCUCCCAGACUCCGUGCCUGAUUUGUGCGAUAUCAAAUCUGCGUUGGAAUUUGGACAGACAUGUCGGAUGGCUUCGAACCUCAAGGAGAGCUGUUGCUCCCAACCCAGACACUAACCAUCCCCCAGUUCACCUUUUCCUCGCGCACGGGCAUUGAGCUACCACCUAUCCCCCCCGUAUCACCAUUGGCCACAGAUUUAUUUAGGCAACGAACGACGCAAUCCUGUCGUAGCGGUGGUGCGAAGAGCCUGAUUAAUGCCUCUAUCAAUGCUCAACAAAGCACUCUAUCGACUUCUGCAGGGCCUGGAAUCCGAGUGACCGUGCCCCCUAUCGAUCAUAUCGGGACUGGGUCGGGUCAGGUUGGGAUGAAACGACAGAAACUGCGACCGAAGAAGCCCCUUCAGAUCUUCGUCUCACCAUCUCCCGAGACGUCGACAGCAGUUGCAUCAGAGUUUCCGCUUUCUCUGCGAUCACCCGUGCCUCGCUCCCGUUCUCAAUCUCCUACGCCCAAGUUUACAUCCCAUUCCCAAACCUAUUUCAGCAAGUCUGAUUCCAAGUCUAAAUUGCAAGGGUGCCCCCCGUCCUCUCCCGUCUCGUUCGUCUCGUUCCUCAGCAUCAGCUCCCCGUCACCACCCCCGUCGCCUACUCCCUCUGAGAAAGAACUCCGCCGAGCUCGAAGCAGACUCGACAAAUUAAAAAGGAUUCUGGGUGGAGAUGUUCCGGACGAACUUGUGCUCAAAGACGUGAGUGUGGAGAGGUUUGGCCCUAUUGUGGAAUCGAGGGCGCGGGGUACAGAGGAUUUGGAAAUAUCCCGUUGUUCUGAUAGCAUUUCUUUGAUGCCUUCCGCCAGCGCAUCCAUCAAGGGUUGCAGAGAAGCGACAGUAUCAAGUGGAAGACCGACGCCGUCAAAGGUUCCUGCGGUCAAUGACACCGAUCUUUCCAACCAGGCACAGGGAAUACGUAAAUAUGAGGGACCGGAGAUUGCUGAUCUCGGCGUUAGUGGGAGGAAGAUGAGCACAAAGGAGAGAAAUGAGCUGGUUAGAAGGGUGUCGAAAGUCUCCAAGAUUUUUGGAGCGAUCCCUCCUUCCGACGUGUGCCAACCGAUUUCCAAGUCUAAAUCAGCGGGCCCGAAAGAUGCUCACGAUAACGAAAGUUUCAUCGAUCUUGACUCUGACUCGUACGAGGUCUCUCGAUCGAGCCUCUGUUUUAGUCUCUAUGCUGACAGCACGACAUCCUCGUCGCUACCGACCGCUUCAGAUGACGGCAACGUGGAUACGGCGACGCUCAAUGGGGAUGCAACGGCGCAGACACACAAAAAUCAGGGGAGCCCUUGUACCCUGGCCUUUUCGGAGGAGUCGUGCAUGUUUGUUCUGCGGUACCACUGUUUGCGCACUCCUACGCCUACCACCUCGACAGAAACCCAAGUUCCACCGGAAAACUCAGGAGCGACGGUUACGUACAUGAGAAAUGAGCGGUUUCCUUGGCCCUCCAAGGCUCCGUCACCCGAGCCUUUCGCUGCAUAUAGUAUUCAUUCCAAUCCACACAAACACCAAACUGUGGAGACGGUGCUUUCUUCGCGUGGGAGAGAUUACCAUGGGCGAUCUCUCUCGGCCGCUUCAGUUCUCGUCCCAACAGUUUCUGCCAAUAUUGACUCCGACUCCUAUGCUCCUACUCCCGAACCCCUGCCACGUCUCAGGUGCCGAGGAGCAACGACUAUAGGCCCAUGCGAGCCUCAAUCUGUGGGAACGAUGCCCACAAUACGAGCACAUCCAUCAUCGUCGAGGAAAAAUUACCAACAGCAUGGGCGAUCAUCCUCGACCCCUAUAACGCAGGUCCCAACAAUUUCCGCUGGCCUUGAGCCGGAUGCUGGUGGUUCUGCUCCUAAAUCCUUAUCCUGCCUUCAACGUCAAGGAACGUUCAUUGGCCCAUGCUCAGCGCCAGUCGAUUUCCCGCCACAGAGACGCAUCAAACAAGCUUCGUCCUCUGUGACUGUCGUAGAGGGCGAUUCUCCAGUGUCUCGUGAACAGUUUAAAGAAUUUCAAGUGAGAAGGAGACGAGCUGCGAAGCUCAUGAAGUUCUUUGGAGAGCCUGUGAACUUGACGUACGACCAUGUCUCCGAUUUGUCGUCUCGCUUCGCCAGUGUAGCUGUUCGCCAAAGCGCGGUAGAUGCUAAGGCUGCGACUACUUUGCUGGAGAGACGAAAACUUGAUCCAACGACAGCAGUAGCGACCAAGGCUGACAUCAAUGUGUCGCUUUUAAAGAGACGAGGCACUACAGCAACCAAUGAUCUUUACUUAGACGUGAGCGCAAGCUCGAACGCAAGAAUAGGCACAAGAGGGGUUGAUCCCGAAUGCACACCUCUCGGAAGAAUACCUGACCACCAAGACCCUCCACCCCGCCCGCGCCCAGGCGGUGGAGUGGGUAAAGCAAGGAAGAAAAGCGCAGUGAUGGUGAUUGAUACAACCAAACAGGCGACUCCUGAGACGUAUGAAAGGGCGCUCGCAAUUCUUCGGAAUAUGUAAUGUAGUGGUUUUCGCCCUGGUGGAUCUAAAUACGCAUUCUUUUCUUCAAGUUGGCAUCUAUAAUUUGAUUUCACUUCUUGCCACAUAGUGCAUUAUAAUUCGUCUGCAUUCAAUGCCCAUUCCAGGUUGUGCUUUUUUUUACCAUCUGUCUCCAUCACAUUCGCUCUCCUCAGCGUUUCUCCAGUUCAAUGCCCGGCCCCCCAUUUUCCUAAUCUCCCAUUACUUCGUCUUUAGGUGUUGGCGCUUGACUGCACAACACCCGGCCAUGCAAAUGCAUGUAUUUGGAUCAUGCCCAAUAACUUCUUUUCUUUUGGACCCUGAUUUACGCAUUUGUGACAUAUCUACCUUCCGUUCAUCAUGUCUAAUCCCAGGUAUUCUCUGAUGUG
This is a messenger RNA of Cantharellus anzutake, 3176 nucleotides long. RefSeq lists its product as uncharacterized. The coding region runs from base 331 to 2790 and encodes 819 amino acids. The transcript is spliced from 3 exons. NCBI's taxonomy places the organism in Eukaryota, Fungi, Basidiomycota, Agaricomycetes, Cantharellales, Hydnaceae. The record is from RefSeq and is a predicted model, not a curated record.